GUGUGUCGUGAUGUGAUUGCUGCUGGAGGGAGCUGAUCGGAGAGCAUGGGAAACCAGGACCUGAAUGCAGUGACCUAUGAUGAUGUGCAUGUUGACUUCACUUGGGAAGAGUGGACCUUGCUGGAUCCAUCCCAGAAGUCUCUCUACAGAGAUGUGAUGCUGGAGACCUACAGUAACCUCACAGCUAUAGGAUACAGUUGGGAAGACCAUAAUAUUGAAAAACACCAUCAAAAUUCUAGAAGACAUGAAAGGUAUAUCUUAUGUCACUCUGGAUACAAGCCAUAUGAGCAUAGGGAUAAGGAAAGACAUAACAUACUUCUCUCUGAGGACAAUUAG
Messenger RNA from Onychomys torridus (southern grasshopper mouse), 336 nucleotides. RefSeq names its product zinc finger protein 431-like. The transcript has 4 exons. The record is from RefSeq and is a predicted model, not a curated record. Bases 46 to 336 code for a protein of 96 amino acids. Gene Ontology annotation, biological process: regulation of DNA-templated transcription. NCBI's taxonomy places the organism in Eukaryota, Metazoa, Chordata, Mammalia, Rodentia, Cricetidae.